Varroa destructor (honeybee mite) is the source of this 1044-nucleotide messenger RNA. RefSeq lists its product as uncharacterized. Lineage: Eukaryota; Metazoa; Arthropoda; Arachnida; Mesostigmata; Varroidae. The record is from RefSeq and is a predicted model, not a curated record.
AUGAAAUUUGUCGCAGUGCUAAUUGUGGGAACGGCAGUGAUCAACCAGGCCUGUGCGGGACCCAUUUGGGAUCGUGCUAAAAAAAUGUUCGGCUGGGAUAAGCCCGAAGACUAUAACCAGAAUGUCGCUUUUGCUCCGCACUAUCACAGUGGUGGUGGAUCUCAUAGAUACACUGCCAAUGGACCAUCACCGAAGGGAUCGCACUACGGCCCUCCUGGUCCGCCACCACCAUCUCCGCCACGUGGCCCAUAUCCUCCUGGUUAUGAUUUGGGUCCUACCCCAUACGGUUCUCGACCUGACUUGCAGCACGCUUCGAGCGCUCCCUAUGGAUCAUAUGCGGCACCUUCAUAUGCUGGGCCAUCGUAUGCUAAACCGCCUCAAAGACCAUCUGCCUACUCGAACGGUUUCGCAGGUCUUCAGGGUCCAAUGACUGCUGCUUCUCCUUACAUUUCCAAUGGUGGGUCCGGGCCGUUCAACUCGUUAGGCGGUGACGGGCUACCAGAUUACGGAGCACAUUUUGCAGGUAAUAAUUACGGUGGACUAUUCUCGGUCGUCGAUCAGACAAGCCAAAUCGGACAGCUAGCCAAUGGUGACCUUGCCGCCUCACCAUCGGAGCCGUACGCUAGCAAUGAAGACGUAAUGAAGUCCCUUCUUAAAAUGGUCGAUAAACCGUUUGACCUUGAGACCGCAGCUUCGGGAAAUCAUUAUUUUAGUCAAAAACCUCAGCUAGCUAUCAAUCCUGGUCCACAUCCGAUAAUGGAGCCUGAUCGCAAUGUGAUUCGUUACCGCACGUCACCAAUUCAGAUCGGCGUGGCCGAUUCCUACUCGCAGCAGCACGCCAGUGGCCGGACUGCAUCUGGCCUCCACUCCACGGCGCCUGGUCACCAAACGACGUUCGACGCUGCUGCGGCCUACAGAGGAACCACUACGUAUGGAGAUUCUGCGUUUUCAACCAGUGCGCGUGGAAGCUCUUAUGGAGGAGACCUUCAUGCCGCGGCUAGUACAGCACAUAAGGGGAGUGCCGUAUCAAAGCCCACGCGCUAA